AUGUCUGCUGAAGCUUCGUCUGCAGCGCAAGCUGCUGUGUCUCCGAAACUCACGUCUCCGAAGGCCUCCAAGGCUAAAAGUGCAGCCAAGCCGAAAGCUGCUGCAAAACCCCCAGCUCAUCCGAAGUUCUCUGAAAUGAUCAAGCAGGCUAUCGUUGCACUGAACGAUAAAAGAGGUUCGAGCCGCUCAGCGAUCUUGAAGUACAUCAUUCAGAACUUCAAGGUUGGUGAUAAUAUCACGAAAGUCAACGUCCAUAUCCGACAUGCCUUGAAGAAGGGUGUCGAGUCAAAGAUGCUUGCUCAGGUUAAGGGGACUGGCGCCAGCGGUUCAUUCAAACUUGGCGAAAAGGCUAAAGCUAAGAAGGCUCCUCCGAAAAAGGAGAAAAAACCAGCAGCAAAGAAGACUGGCGGAAAGGCAGUUCAUAAAAAGAAGGUGGUGAAGAAGACUUCGGCAAAAAAGACAGGUGCAACCAAGGAGAAGACGAAGAGAGCCGCUAAGAAGCCGGUAAAGAAGGCAACCAAAGUGGCUGCAAAGGCGAAGCCCAAGAAGGCAGCGACUCCGAAAAAGGCGAAGGCUGCGGCAGGAACCAAAGCACCGAAGAAAACGGUGAAGAAGGUUACAAAGACCGCUAAAAAAGUGGCAGCUUAA
Messenger RNA from Enterobius vermicularis (human pinworm), 648 nucleotides. NCBI's taxonomy places the organism in Eukaryota, Metazoa, Nematoda, Chromadorea, Rhabditida, Oxyuridae. The record is from the annotation of a GenBank genome assembly.